AUGGCGGACACGGAUCUUUUCAUGGAAUGUGAGGAGGAGGAGCUGGAGCCGUGGCAGAAGAUCAGCGAUGUCAUCGAGGACUCCGUGGUGGAGGAUUAUAACUCCGUGGAUAAAACUGCCCCAGGCGGGAAUGCCGUGGUUCCUCCCGGGGGCCAGUCCCUGCUGCUGACCCAGAGCCCCACGCCCGCGCUGGGGGCCGUGGUGACCCAGCCCCUGCUGCGGCCGGUGCAGAUCAUGCAGAACGCCAACCACGUGCCCACCCCCCCCGUGACCAGCCAGCCCAUCUUCAUCACCACCCAGGGGUUUCCCGUGAGGAACGUGAGGCCCGUCCAGAACACCAUGAACCAGGUGGGGAUCGUGCUCAACGUCCAGCAAGGGCAGACAGUGAGACCCAUCACCCUCGUGCCAGGGGCCCCCCUGCCCGUCAGACCCGCCGCCAACACCUUCACCACGGUGAUCCCGGCCACGCUGACCCUGCGCAGCACCGUGCCCCAGGCCCAGGCCCCGCAGCAGAUGAGCAUCGCCAGCUUCGUGACCGUGAAGAGGCCCGGGGUGACGGGGGAGAACAGCAACGAGGUGGCCAAGCUGGUGAACACCCUCAACACUGUCCCCUCCCUGGGGCAGAGCCCCGGCCCCCUCGUGGUGUCCAACAGCAGCCCCGGGUCCCAGAGGUCCAGCGUGUCGGAAUCCUCGUCCUCCUCCUCCUCCCUCAAAGGUAACGGGCGCAAGGAGGCACCAAAUGGGGGUCAAGAAGGGCUCAGACCGAGGGUUUUGGGGUCAGAGGUGCAGAAAAUCUGGAUUUGUGUCCCUCCCUCUUGCAGGUUCAUGAACCACAUGAAGCACCACGUGGAGCUGGACCAGCAGAACGGCGAGGUGGACGUGCACACCAUCUGCCAGCACUGCUACAGGCAGUUCUCCACCCCCUUCCAGCUCCAGUGCCACCUGGAGAACGUCCACAGCCCCUACGAGUCCACCACCAAGUGCAAGAUCUGUGAGUGGGCCUUCGAGAGCGAGCCCAUGUUCCUGCAGCACAUGAAGGACACCCACAAGCCUGGGGAGAUGCCCUACGUGUGCCAGGUGUGCCAGUACCGCUCCUCCCUCUACUCGGAGGUGGACAGUCACUUCCGGAUGAUCCACGAGGACACCCGGCACCUGCUCUGCCCCUACUGCCUCAAGGUCUUCAAAAAUGGCAAUGCUUUCCAGCAGCACUUCAUGAGGCACCAGAAGAAGAGUGUUUAUCACUGCAACAAGUGCAGGCUCCAGUUCCUCUUUGCCAAGGACAAAAUCGAGCACAAGCUGCAGCACCACAAAACCUUCCGCAAGCCCAAGCAGCUGGAAGGGUUAAAACCUGGCACCAAGGUGACAAUCAGGGCGUCCAGGGGACAACCGCGGACGUUGCCGGUCUCUUCCAACGACAUGUCCCAGGGCCUGGGACAGGACACAGCUCCUCUGUCCUCCUCCUCAGACCCCCAGCCCAUCUUCCUGUACCCUCCUGUCCAGAGGAACGUCCAGAAAAGAGCCGUCAAAAAAAUGAGUGUCCUGGGCAGGCAGACGUGCCUGGAAUGCAGCUUUGAGAUCCCAGACUUCCCCAACCACUUCCCGACCUACGUGCACUGCUCCCUGUGUCGCUACAGCACCUGCUGCUCCCGGGCCUACGCCAACCACAUGAUCAACAACCACGUCCCUCGGAAGAGCCCCAAAUACUUGGCUUUGUUCAAGAACUACACUGCCUGUGGGGUGAAGCUCUCCUGUUCCUCCUGCCUCUUUGUCACCUCCGAGGGGGACUCCAUGGCCAAGCACCUCGUCUUCAACCCCUCCCACGAGUCCAGCAACAUCAUCCUCCAAGGCCCCCCUUGGAUCUCACAUUCCAGGCGGGUGGUGCUUUUCGCCCUCUGCUCCGACACCGAGCAGGCGGCCGAGCACUUCAGGAACCCCCCGCGCCGCAUCCGCCGCUGGCUCCGCAGGGUCCAGGCGUCGCAGGAGGAGAACCUGGAGGGGAAGUACCUGAGCCUGGAGGCCGAGGAGAAGCUGGCGGAGUGGGUGCUGACCCAGCGGGAGCAGCAGCUGCCCGUCAACGAGGAGACCCUCUUCCAGAAGGCCACCAAGAUCGGGCGCUCGCUGGACGGGGGCUUCAAGAUCUCCUACGAGUGGGCCGUGAGGUUCAUGCUGAGGCACCACCUGAGCACCCACACGCGCCGGGCCGUGGCCCAGCCGCUGCCCAAGGGCGUGGAGGACAGCGCCGGCUCCUUCAUCGAGUUCGUGCAGCGCCAGAUCCACACGCAGGACCUGCCGCUGUCCAUGAUCGCCGCCGUGGACGAGAUCUCCCUGUUCCUGGACGCCGAGGUGACUCCUUAA
Molecule: messenger RNA, 2355 nt
Organism: Manacus vitellinus (golden-collared manakin)
Lineage: Eukaryota; Metazoa; Chordata; Aves; Passeriformes; Pipridae
Gene: POGZ
Product: pogo transposable element derived with ZNF domain
Exons: 18
Coding region: 1-2355 (784 amino acids)
Biological process (GO): regulation of DNA-templated transcription
Molecular function (GO): DNA-binding transcription factor activity, RNA polymerase II-specific; RNA polymerase II cis-regulatory region sequence-specific DNA binding
Source: RefSeq, a predicted model, not a curated record